AUGGACUCCGGCGACGAGUGCGCCGACGUGGUCCACGGCGACUACUUCAUGGGCGGCAUGAUGGUGAUCAACGGCCUCAUGGCCAUCGUCCUCCUCCUCUCCGGCCUCUUCCACUCCUUCCUCCGCCGCCUCGGCCAGCCCAGCAUCAUCUCCCACAUCCUCGCCGGCAUCGUCGUGGGCCCCACCUUCCUCGGCCGCGCCGUCGACCUGCGCCGCCUCGGCAUGCAGAACGCCGGCAGCGCGCUGGGCGACACCAUCUACUACCUCCGCAUCAUCUUCAUGUUCUUCCUCGGCCUCGAGAUGGACCUGCGCUACCUCCGCCACAACCUGCGCCGCUCCCUCCUGCUCGCCUGCGGCGGAUCCGCCAUCAGCCUCCUCCUCGCCGUCGCCGCGGGGCCAUUCUUCUACGGCAUGCUCCACCCGGGCACCGGCACCUUCUACCCGCAGAAGCUCUACACCUCCACCGCGCUCUUCAUGCUCGUGCUCACCAGCACCGCCUCCCCCGUCCUCAUCCGCAUCGUCACCGAGCUCAAGCUCACCACGUCCGAGACCGGCCAGCUCGCCAUCGGGGCCGCCUUCGCCACCGACAUCGCCAGCCUCACCGCCAUCAGCAUGAUGGUCGUCAACCCCACCACCUUCGGCCAAGACGGCAGGCCCCUCCCCAAGCGCUCCUCCUCCUCUUGCUCCACGCAGCUCCUCCUCUUCCUCUGGAUGGCGUUCGUGGUGUGCGUCGCCGUCGCCGUGGCCGUCAGGGCGGCCAGGCUGAUCAACCGGGUCAAGCGCGGGCGGCAGUACACCAGCAAGUACGAGCUGUUGGCCAUGCUGAUGCUCAUCGUGGUCCUCUCCCUGGCGGUGCAGUUCAUGGGGUACAGCGCCUCCAUGGCCGCCUUCCUCAUCGGCCUCGCCGUGCCGCGCGACGGGCCCCUGGCGCGCACGCUCGUGGACCGGCUCACCUACCCGGUGCACCAGCUGGUGAUGCCGCUGUGCUUCGGCGCCAUCGGCGCCAGGCUCGACUUCGGCGAGAUCGGGCGGUUCACCGCCACCCAGUUCGCCUUCGCCGUGGUGUUCACGACGGUGGUGAGCUCGGCCGGGAAGGUGGGCGGCACGGUGCUGGUGGGGCGGUGGCUGGGCAUCUCGGCGCGGGAGGCGCUGGUGCUGGGGUUCCUGCUCAACGUCAAGGGCUACUCGGACAUCCUGGCCAUCAACUUCGCGGACAAGAGCAACGUGUGGGGCGACACGGCGCAGGUGGUGCUGGUGGUGGCGUCCAUCAUCAACACCUUCAUGGCCGGGCCGGCGUCGGCGGCAAUCGUCCGGCAGCAGCGGCGCGCCUUCAAGUACCGCUCGCACUGCCUCCAGGACCUGCGGGUGGAGCAGGAGCUGCGGGUGCUGGUGUGCGUGCACGGCGCCGGCGGCGUGCAGGCGAUGCUGACGCUGGCGGAGCUGUCCAAGGGCAGCAGCGCGCCGGUGGCCGUGUACCUGCUGCACCUGGUGGAGCUGCAGACGGCGCGCAAGUACGCCAUCACGCACCUGUACAAGGACGUGCACAGCAGCUCCUCCGGGUCCGGCUCCAAGCAGGAGGAGGCGCAGUGGGGCUACUCGUGGGAGAUGGACCAGGUGACGGCUGCGGUGCACGGCUUCGCCACCUACGACGCCGCCGUGCCGGUGCGGCAGAUGACGGCCAUCUCGAGCCUGGCGUCCAUGGACGCGGACGUGCGCAACGGCGUGGAGGACGCGCGGGCGUCGCUGGUGAUCGUGCCGUUCCACAAGGAGCAGCGGUACGAUGGGCGCAUGGUUUCGCGGCGCGACGGCGACAGCCGGCGGCAGCUGAACCAGCGCAUCCUGGAGCGCGCGCCGUGCACCGUGGGGAUCCUGGUGGAGCGGCGCCUCCCAAGCAUGAGCAUCAGCAUUCUCGUGACGCCGGAGCGCGACCUCCCAAGCAUCCUCCACCAGGAGGAGGAGCAGCAGCAGGAGUCAAUGGAGGAGGGAGAAGAAGCGGUGGCGGUGCAGCAGCACCAGGUGGUGGCGGUGUUCCUGAGCGGGGCGGACGACCGUGAGGCGGUUGCGUACGCGACGCGGCUGUCGGCGCACCCGUCGGUGAGCGUGUCGGUGUCCCGGUUCAUGCUGCCGGAGGAGGAGGAGGAGACGAGUCGGAAUCGGAGUCGGAGGGGCAUGUCGGAGGAGGAGGCGGAGGACGAGGAGUUCAUGGCGGAGGUGCGCGCGCGGUUCGUGUCGUCGGGGCAGGUGUCGUACACGGAGCGGUACGUGAGCAACGGGGUGGAGACGCUGGAAUCCCUAAGUUCCAUGGUGGGGGAGUGCUCGCUGUUCGUGGUGGGCAGGGGCGGCGGCGAGGGCGGAGGCGGGGCGGCGCGGGCGGCGAUGACGCGCGGCAUGGCCGGGCUGGACGAGGAGGAGUGCCUGGCGGAGCUGGGCGCCGUCGGGGAGCUGCUGGCGUCGGACGACUUCGUGGGGUGCUGCGCGUCGGUGCUGGUGCUUCAGCAGCACAAGCUGCACCGGAGGAUGAAGACGUGGAAGAAGCAGCAAUCCCAUUCCCAAUCCCAAUCCCAUUCCCAUUCCCAUUCCCAGCUCGGCGGCCGCGUCUUGUCCUUCCCCGACGACAUCUUCCAAUGAAUCAUCGUCAUGUCAUUAAUUUAUUAAUUUAUUAUUA
Molecule: messenger RNA, 2665 nt
Organism: Hordeum vulgare subsp. vulgare (domesticated barley)
Lineage: Eukaryota; Viridiplantae; Streptophyta; Magnoliopsida; Poales; Poaceae
Product: cation/H(+) antiporter 15-like
Exons: 1
Coding region: 1-2628 (875 amino acids)
Biological process (GO): regulation of pH; proton transmembrane transport
Cellular component (GO): endomembrane system; membrane
Molecular function (GO): antiporter activity
Source: RefSeq, a predicted model, not a curated record